UACUCAUGGGUAAGAGAAAGGAAGAAAGUAUUGCAAGGCCUGGGUCCCGCAAAAGACAGAGACAGGAAUACACAGAUGAACAUAGCGAUGAGUCUAACGAAGAGGAAAAGUUGCAGUCACCAGCUGAUAGUAAUGUCUCUUCACUGUCUACUGCAGGGGAAGUUGGGAUAAUUGAAAGUAUCCAGCUGAAGAACUUUAUGUGCCAUUCGAUGUUGGGACCUUUUCAGUUUGGAUCAAAUGUCAAUUUUGUUGUUGGAAACAAUGGAAGUGGAAAAAGUUCUGUGUUAACGGCUCUUAUUGUUGGACUGGGCGGAAAAGCCACUGCAACUAAUCGAGGCUCCUCAUUAAAAAUGUUCGUACGAGAUGGAGAGACUUCUGCAGAUAUUUCCAUAACACUGCGAAACCAAGGUAGAGAUGCAUAUAAACCGGAUGUGUACGGUGGUUCUAUUAUUGUAAAUCAGCACAUUAAUCUGGAUGGAAGCAGAAGCUAUAGACUGAAAAGCAAAUCUGGGACCUUAAUUUCUUCAAAGAAGGAAGAACUUUUAGGAAUACUGGAUCACUUUAAUAUACAGGUAGAUAAUCCUGUGUCUGUUUUAACCCAAGAGAUGAGUAAGCACUUUUUACAGUCUAAAAAUGAAGGUGACAAGUACAAGAAUCACAGAUUUAUGAAGGCAACUCAGCUGGAACAAAUGAAAGAAGAUUAUUCAUCUAUUAUGAAAACUAAAGAAAAUACAUGUAUUCAGAUAGAACAAGGAGUAGAGCGUCUUCAAGAACUUAAGCUGCUUUAUUGUGAAAAAAAGGAACGUUACAAAAGCAUUGGGUUUGUGAACGACCUGCGAAAUCGUCUUGAAGAUUUGAAACAUAAAAUGGCAUGGGCAGUGGUGGGUGAGAUGGAAAAAGAAAUACAGCCAAUCAAAGAACUAAUCAGAGUUGAAGAAGGAAAUGCUGAGAGGUUUCGUCAGAAGAUAGAAGAAUGCCAG
Molecule: messenger RNA, 980 nt
Organism: Eurypyga helias (sunbittern)
Lineage: Eukaryota; Metazoa; Chordata; Aves; Eurypygiformes; Eurypygidae
Product: structural maintenance of chromosomes protein 6-like
Exons: 9
Biological process (GO): double-strand break repair via homologous recombination
Cellular component (GO): Smc5-Smc6 complex; site of double-strand break; nucleus
Molecular function (GO): ATP hydrolysis activity; damaged DNA binding; single-stranded DNA binding
Source: RefSeq, a predicted model, not a curated record